AUGUCUUCAGAUGAUGAAGCAGAAGAAUACCUCUUCAAGAUUGUAAUAAUUGGUGAUUCAGCUGUUGGUAAAUCUAAUUUGUUAUCUAGAUAUGCAAGAAAUGAGUUUAAUAUGCAUUCAAAAGCAACAAUUGGUGUGGAAUUUCAAACACAAAGUAUGGAAAUUGAAGGAAAAGAGGUAAAAGCUCAGAUUUGGGAUACUGCUGGUCAAGAAAGAUUUAGAGCUGUUACUUCUGCUUAUUAUAGAGGUGCUGUUGGUGCUCUUCUUGUUUAUGAUAUUUCUCGCAGAACUACUUUUGAUAGUAUUGGUCGCUGGCUUGAUGAACUUACCACUCAUUCUGAUACAACAGUAGCACGAAUGCUUGUGGGAAAUAAAAGCGACUUGGACAACAUAAGGUCAGUAAGCAUCGAAGAAGGCAAGAACCUUGCUGAAGAGCACGGACUUUUCUUUAUGGAGACAUCUGCAAAAGACUCGACUAAUGUGAGGAUGGCUUUUGAGAUGGUGAUCAAGGAGAUAUACAACAGUGUGAGCAGGAGAGUUCUCAAUUCAGACUCUUAUAAAGCUCAGUUAUCUCUUAAUAGGGUAAGCAUUGUUAAUGAUGAAAAGACGCAAAACCAAGGCUUUAAUUCCUGUUGUUCUAGGUGAAUUUUCGCGGGCACAAAAUUGUCUGCACUCGGAAAUACACUGAAUUGUUUUUUCCUACAGUCAGUGCUUUUUUAUCCUUAAUUAUUAUUUUUUUAAAAAUCUAUAUCAAUAUCAAAGUUUUGUACUUGAAACAUUAUAAAUUCCAAAUCAUAUUUGAGUGGUAUAGUAAAAGAUGCAUGACAUCCCUCAGCCCAAAAUUAAGGUGCUGAUUCUUAACUUUGUUCUUGCCCUAUUUGAGGGAUCAUAUUAUUGUAUAUGAUCAAUUUUUAAUUCUUAUUUAUUUUUCCAUAUUACAAACAGCUAAGAAAUGUGAGGUAACCACGUUUUUGUUGGAAA
This is a messenger RNA of Chenopodium quinoa (quinoa), 981 nucleotides long. Its product is annotated as ras-related protein RABA5d-like. The record is from RefSeq and is a predicted model, not a curated record. Bases 1 to 645 code for a protein of 214 amino acids. Gene Ontology annotation, cellular component: endosome. Gene Ontology annotation, molecular function: GTPase activity; GTP binding. NCBI's taxonomy places the organism in Eukaryota, Viridiplantae, Streptophyta, Magnoliopsida, Caryophyllales, Amaranthaceae. The transcript is spliced from 2 exons.